UUUAGAGUAAAGACAUAUUGAGAUAAAAAAAAAUAUGGCCACUAUAAUACUGGUGACUAUAAGCUGAGAUCAUAUGGCUACUUGUGAAGAAAGUCAGCUGGUUUUUGCAAUUUCAGGUGGGAACCGUAAUUGACUUACCGGCCUUAACAGGCCAAACGCAGAAUUUUCACCCACCAAGUCUGAAGGGUGAGGGCAAUCCAGAUAAUGUCAUGUAUAUAUUUUUAUUAAACGUCUCGAUAGAGCGAUAUAAUGCGUCCUUUUAAAUAAACCCAGCUGUUAAGAAAAGUUCAUUAGUUAGACCGUAGUCAGUAUUUAUAUGAAACCGUUUAGUUCAUAAACCUGACUUUUAUCAAGAUAUUUGUGUCAGUACUUUGAUUCAGUGUAAAAAAGCAGACAUUUGUAAUUGAUUUUACAUCGCUGUCUUGUUACACAGCUAUCUGUGAUUUAGACUUACAUUCUUAUGGCGGAAGGGUUGAAAAUGAUCACGUCACGUGAUGGAAUAGCAACAGUGCAUAUGACCAAUGGAGAGAAUCGUUUUCGAUUGUCGUUUGUUAAUGCUUGGAUGAAAAUACUGGAUGAAAUAGAAAAGAACAGUGGUAUAAAAGGAGUAAUAAUAACAGGAAAUGAGAAAUACUUCAGUCUGGGUCUCGAUGUUGCUUAUCUUAGCACACAGACUGCAGAGUAUUUAGAGGAAACGAGAAUCAGCACAGCAAAGCUCUACAAACGAGUAACUCAGUUACCAGUCCCAACUGUUGCCGCAAUUAAUGGUCAUUGUUUUGGCGCUGGUUCAUUCCUUGCAUUAGCAUGUGACUACAGGGUGAUGCGAUCAGAUCGAGGCUGGUUGUGUUGGCCGGAAGUUGCAUUGAACAUGCGCAUCCCUCCAUACAACAUUCAUUUAUUACGUCUUAAGUUUCCAGUAGGAAAAGCAAUACGGGAUGCGGUAUUACUCGGGAAACGGCUUACUGCACGAGAUUCACAUGAUCUGCAGUUAGUGGACAUAGUGUCAUCACCGGAGACUUUGAACGAUGACGCUACAAAACUGCUUCAUGAAGCUCUUGGUAAAAGCGGUAUUGACAGACAAUCAUUGAAGCAAAUGAAAACUGACAUUUAUGAUUUCCCUGGCCAUCUUUUUGCCGACAAUACAGCAAAACUGUAGUUUAGGUUAAACCGUGCAAUGUUUUUGUCCUUGGUUUUUACACCGUCCAACGGUGGACUUUGUGAGAAUAUGUGAUUUGGAUAUUUUUUUUUAUUCAGGAACUUGGCCAAUAUGGACAGCAGCCUUGUAAAGGCGACAAACAUUUAAAUGCAAAUACAUGUACAUAGAACAAAGCGUAUACAUGUAAUAAUACAUAGCAGACACCAUAACAUCUUACUGUAGGUCUACUGGGAAUGUAACAUUCCUGUUUACUACAAUAUAAUCACGAAAUCGUGUUUGUUCAACGGUUCAAAAAUCAAUUGCGAUUUAUUUAAAACGUGUACAAACUUGUUUUAGAUCUGUGACAAGUUUUUGUUAUGUAUUUAUAAGCACUUCCUUAUAUAUUGUGUAGUAGAGUUGAAUAGUGAGUUCUAAUCACUGUUACAUAUAAUAACCAGAUCUUGAUUUGAUUCCGGAUAACUUGAUUUUAUACCAGUAUAUCAAUGAUUGUAUGUCAUAUUAAAAAUGAUAACAGACACAAAAUGUUUUGUCCGUAGAUGUAGAAAAAAUCCUUAGAACUUUGAAGACAAAUAAAGACUUUGCUUUCUUGUUAAACCACUGUUGCAAACACUGAGUCAACCCCAGUGUCCAUAUGCCAAAUAAUACUUCCAAGGCCUGGUCAUUGAGUUUCAUAGAUGUAUCAUGCUUUAAGAGAAAUAUGUCGCAGGGCUUUCAGAAGGGUAAAGCAACAAGCGUCUGAUACACAUUUUGAUAGUUUCGCAGUGGCAUAACUAGGUUAUUGACCGGUGGAUGUUUUAUCGUCAGUCCACAUAUGGGAAUUCUUUCGACAAUUUACCCGUAUCAUGAGUAUAUGCCUGUCAUAAAAAAAUCUUCAAAAGGUCUUCAUCAACUGUUGGAUCUUAAACUCUUGUAGGUAUCAAAUUAUGAAUGGGAAAGACAUCACUUUUUAUGUACUUGUCUCUAGCAGGUCAACAGCUCAUCGGUAUAGUGCAAGCAUCCAGUAUUUCUCUUUCUUGGACCUUGUGAAUUUUUCGCCUGUUCUGACGAGGCACUGAUUGUAGGUUCUACCUAAAAGAAUUAAAUGUUAUUGUUACAUUUAUACUUAAAACGAUAGGCAUAGUCGAAUACCAUUUAACAGUAAACGCAAAACUAUGUAUAAGCAAUUCUAUCUCCGGUGUCGCAAUUUGAGCACUGGAUACAUUUUGGCUCAUUUUAUCAAUGUCUUCGCUCUUCCAGUGGAUUAAACAUUAUGUAAAAUACGAUGAUAUAAUAUUUAAAUGUUUUGUUUGCUAUAUUUUCCUUUUGAAUGGAUAGUUGAUCACGAAAAUAACAUUUAUGUACAGCAUUAUGGUAUCUCAA
Messenger RNA from Mercenaria mercenaria, 2515 nucleotides. RefSeq lists its product as uncharacterized. The record is from RefSeq and is a predicted model, not a curated record. The transcript is spliced from 4 exons. Lineage: Eukaryota; Metazoa; Mollusca; Bivalvia; Venerida; Veneridae. The coding region runs from base 461 to 1156 and encodes 231 amino acids. Gene Ontology annotation, cellular component: peroxisome. Gene Ontology annotation, biological process: fatty acid beta-oxidation. Gene Ontology annotation, molecular function: enoyl-CoA hydratase activity; delta(3)-delta(2)-enoyl-CoA isomerase activity.